CAACUGUCAAAAGAUUUGACAGAAGAACUGACAAAACCUAAAGUCAGCCGACUGAUUAAUGUAGGUAAAUGGUUAGGUUUGACUUCUUUUUUUACAAAAUGUGCUUAGUUUUAUAAAGCUUAGUAAUAAAAUACAUAUUACACAACAAUUUUUAAUAACCCUCUGAGUUCUGACUUAUACAGUAUAGGAAUCUGAAGUCCGCCAUGUGAUAUUAGAAUACAGUGUGCUUACAUUAUUAAAUAACAUAUAAAAUCAAAUUUGGAAUAUCUUUUAAGAGUUACGUGUUUGGCAUUAUCGUAUAUUUCUAAAAUAAGUAGUAGAAGCUUAUUUCGCAAUGUCACCGAAAACGGAUGUAGUUAAAACGAACAUGGUGAGAGUGUAUGAUUUAAAUGAAUAUGAAAAGUUGCUUAGAGGCAUAAGGGUGGCUGCUUGUAUGAUAACUGAAUCACAUCAAAUUGUGGAUGAAGCCAGUGUAUUAAAACGUCUAAACACUUUGACAAUCAAUGGUGCUACAGAUGGCAACUGCUGCUCAUGUUGUGGAAUUGGCCCAUUUACGUCUAGAUCCCAGCAAACCGCCCAUUAUAAACACCACUGGCACACCCAUAACUUGAAAAGGAAACUCUUUGGAAAAGCUGCUCUGACUUUAGGACAGUUUAGUUCUAGAAAUGAUGAUGAGUGUAGUGAUUCAGGAACUGAUUCCGAGACGGAGAGCGGCAGCAGCAAUAAUCCUGCAAGCAACUUAUUUGCGGCUGCCACUAGGCAUUGUAAGGCGUUCUUUACCAAUUACAAGGGCAAGGUUUUCUGUGUAUACAGGUGUAUAUUACAUCAUAAGAAGGAGGAGCUGUCAACAGAUGGAGGUGAUGCGUGGGUUGAGCGUUGCCAACGUCUCGCGAUCGGUGGCUAUCAACGCUGGGCGAUCUUGAUGGUUUCCGGUGGCCACUUUGCUGGGGCCAUCUUCUCCGGAGGAGUUCCUGUUGUUCAUAAGACCCAUCAUUCGUAUGUGACUCGGAGGGGACAAGGCCAGGCUCAAGUUAAUAGAGAUCAGCACGGCAAUGCCCCAAGGUCUUCUGGUGCAAGUUUAAGGAGGUACAAUCAGGCGCAAUUUUUACAACAUGUCCAAGACAUUAUGGCCAGUUGGAUAGAAGACCUGAGGGGUUGUUACCUAAUACUCUACCGCGCUUCCGGCUCGCUUAACCAAUCUGCUUUAUUCGGCAAGAAUUCCCCAUUGACCCGGGAGGACCCUCGUGUGAGGGCGCUACCUUUUCCAACCCGUAAACCUACUUAUAAAGAAGUGAAGAGGGUCCAUGAAACAGUUGCCAGCGUGGAGGUGUACGAUACCAUGGAGCUAUUCCAAAAAGCAUUGAUCGCUUCGACCAGCAAGCCAGCUACUAAAACGGGCUCUGAAACGUGCAUUGAUCGUAACAAGAAAACGCAGAAGGGUCAGAGCAAACCGAUCGAUAGAGCUAAAUCAAGGGAACGCACACCCCGUGAACUCCCCACGCAAAUCGUAUCAAGCGAAGACGAAGGACCUUGUUUCAUUGACUCUGAGACUCCAGUGGGUUGGAUAAAGACCCUUUCAGAGCAAAGCACCAACGGGGUGAUCACUGACUCUCGAAAAGACCUCCUAAAUGACUGCGCGAUUGACAACUCCUCCGAUAGUGAGCAGACUAACGUGGCUGUGAAAAAAGAAAAUAAUGUAAAAGUGCAAAAGAAAAAGAAGGUAGAAGUUAAACAGACGGUCAAGAAGCCGCCGUUGAAAAUAUCAGCGAAUGUUAAACAGAUGUGGAAAAUAAUAUCGGGCAAGGAUCUAAACUCCUUGGAGACUAUACUGGAAGAUUUCGAGGCAGCUGAACUCGAAGCGGCUUGCAACACUCAAGACCCAGUGGAUGGCAACACCGCACUGCACAAAGCGGCUAUUGCGGAGAAACCUGAAAUGGUGACUCAAAUCCUCACCGCCGGUGGUGACCCGUGCAUACGUAACCACGCGCUUCAAACUCCAUACGCCGCAUCUCCCCACCAGGACACGCGUAUUGCCUUCCGUUUGUUUCAGGCUCAGUUUCCGGAUAAAUACAAUUACAAUAAGUCUCACAUCCCCGGCCCUGUCACACCGGAACAGCUUGAGCAAGAGAAAGAGCGGAAAGCGCAGCAGAAGAAAGCAAAGAGACAGCGGGACAAGGAAAAACAAGCUGAGAAGAACAAGAUAAAUAAUUUCCUGAACAUGACUGAUGUUCAGAAGGUAAGAGCUGAUCUCAUAAUGAGAUGCUUCCUAUGCGGGUCGAAGCUCCCAAGGCCUCCGUUUGAGUACAACAACUAUUCAUUUUGCUCCAUCAAGUGUUUACAGAACCAUCGGAAUUUACGACCUUUGCAUAAUAGCGCGUAAAAAAAAAAGUUUUUUUUAGUUCAUUUUAUUAACCCCCGACGCAAAACGACGAGUUGUUAUGAUUUUGAGGUGUCUGUGCGUGAGUCUGUUUGUGGCAUGGUGUUUCCAGAACGGUGGAAUCGAUUUUGGUUUUGUUUUAUUUGUUACAAUGGUGAAUUGGUCGAAACUGUCCUAAGAUGCAAAUCGGUCCAAGAUGGCGGAUAAUAUAUUGUUUUACAACUGUCAAAAUAUGGGUAUCAAUUUAAAGAGCUUAACUAGUACGAUACUGUGCACUGUGACAAAUUUCAAAUCCAAGAUGGCCGCCACCGUAAAAUAGCAAAUUACUAUUGUUUUCUCAACUUCCUCAAUAUGUGAAUCAAACAUAAGGGCCUGUAGAAUAAUGUACAAAUUCAAAUUCAAAAUUAUUUUAUUCAUGUAGACCUUAUUACAGGCACUUAUGAAGCGUUCA
Messenger RNA from Pararge aegeria (speckled wood butterfly), 2828 nucleotides. RefSeq names its product ankyrin repeat and zinc finger domain-containing protein 1-like. The transcript is spliced from 11 exons. Bases 335 to 2380 code for a protein of 681 amino acids. Gene Ontology annotation, molecular function: protein binding. The record is from RefSeq and is a predicted model, not a curated record. NCBI's taxonomy places the organism in Eukaryota, Metazoa, Arthropoda, Insecta, Lepidoptera, Nymphalidae.